GUUGAAUUACAUGUGCAUUUAAAAUUGCUCUUUUUAAUAGUACCAAAGUCAAAGUAGUUUAACAUAAUCAUUAUUAUUGAAAUUUGUGAGAAAUAAGAUUUAAAUUAACGUUAAAGUUAUAUUAAAUGGCAUUACUUCCUGCUGAUGUUGCAGUUACCUGGGGAAAGUUCGAAGAACUACCAGAAAAAGUAAAAGUCUUUGUUGUUGAAAAAGUACAAUUAUGUACGCCCGUAUCACUUCAUAUAUGCGAUGGUUCUAGUGAAGAUGGGGAUUUUUUAAUAAAUCUGUUACUUCAAGAAGGCACUGCUGUAAAACUUGAAAAGUUUAAGAACUGUUAUGCUGUUCGAACAAAUCCAGCAGAUGUUGCUCGAGUUGAAUCAAGAACAAUAAUUUGCACUAAAAAUCAGCACGAUACCCUUCCUUCUCAUAAAGUAGGUAUUGAAGGCCAUUUAGGAUAUUGGGCAGAUACAGAUGAAGAAGAUGAGAAGUUGCGUAAACUUUUUAACGGCUGUAUGAAAGGUCGAACCAUGUAUCUACUACCAUUUAGUAUGGGACCACUAGGAUCUCCUUUGUCUAAACCAGGCAUUCAGUUAACAGAUUCACCUUAUGUUGCCCUUUGUAUGCGUAUUAUGACUCGGCUAGGGAGCAGUGUUCUUGCUUCUCUUGGAGAGGGUGAUUUUAUUAAAUGUCUUCAUUCAGUUGGUCAACCUUUGCCUGUUCCAGCAGAUCCAUAUCAUUGGCCCUGUAAUCCUGAGCAAACAGUUAUUGCACACUUUCCAGAGCGACGUGAAAUAAUGUCUUUUGGAUCUGGUUAUGGUGGAAAUUCAUUACUAGGGAAGAAAUGUUUUGCUUUGCGUAUUGGCUCUGUUAUUGCAAGAGAUGAAGGAUGGUUAGCAGAGCAUAUGAUGAUCUUGAGUCUCACAAAUCCUCAAGGUGAGAAAAAGUACAUUGCUGCUGCAUUCCCCAGUCAAUGUGGAAAAACAAAUCUUGCAAUGAUUACACCAUCCAUUCCCGGUUGGAAGGCAGAAUGUGUUGGUGAUGAUAUUGCUUGGAUGAAAUUUGAUGAAGAAGGUGUUUUAAGAGCCAUAAAUCCUGAGUAUGGCUUUUUUGGUGUUGCUCCAGGUACAUCUAAAAAAACUAAUCGAGUUGCUGAAGAAUGUUGUGCUCAUGAUACUGUAUUUACAAACAUUGCAACAACCAGUGAUGGUGGCUACUAUUGGGAAGGGUUGGAAGAAGAGAUUGAUUUAACUGGCCUCACUGUAACAGAUUGGUUAGGUAAACCAUGGACACCUGGUUGUGGUAAACCUGCUGCUCAUCCAAAUUCUCGAUUUUGUUCACCAUCUCGAAAUUGUCCAAUGAUGGACCCAAACUGGGAAGAUCCAAAAGGUGUUCCAAUUUCUGCUAUAAUGUUUGGUGGACGUCGACCAGAAGGUGUUCCGUUAAUUUAUGAAGCAUUAAGUUGGCAACAUGGUGUUUUUAUUGCAAGUUCAAUGUGCUCUGAAGCUACAUCUGCUGCAGAACAUUCUGGAAAAACUGUAAUGCGUGAUCCGUUUGCAAUGAGACCUUUUUUCGGCUACAAUGCUGGUCAUUACUUUAAGCAUUGGUUGAGUAUGAACAAAGAAGGUCGUAAACUUCCAAAAAUAUUUCAUGUUAACUGGUUUAGAAAAAAUGCAGAAGGUCGUUUCUUAUGGCCAGGAUUCGGUGAAAAUAUACGAGUACUAAGUUGGAUUUGCGACAGGGUAGACAACAAAGAUGUUGCCGUUGAAUCUCCAGUUGGUUUAAUUCCAAAAGAAGGCAGUAUUGAUAUAAGUGGACUUGGGGAUAUUGAUAUGGCAGAAUUGAUGUCGACCCCUAAAGCUUAUUGGCUUGAACAGCUAAAUGACCUUCAAAAGUAUUACGAAGAUGAGUUUCUCAACGACCUUCCAACUGAGUUGUGGGACGAGUUCAAGAGUUUUAAGCAGCGAAUCGAACAACUUCCUUAAUUAUUUUUUGAUUCCUGUUAAACAAAUAUGUAUAUGGGAACUAAAAUCAAAUGUAUAUCUAUUUAAUUAUAUAAAAUGAAACAAAAUUGAA
Messenger RNA from Hydra vulgaris (swiftwater hydra), 2073 nucleotides. RefSeq names its product phosphoenolpyruvate carboxykinase [GTP], mitochondrial. Gene Ontology annotation, molecular function: manganese ion binding; phosphoenolpyruvate carboxykinase (GTP) activity; GTP binding. Gene Ontology annotation, cellular component: cytosol. NCBI's taxonomy places the organism in Eukaryota, Metazoa, Cnidaria, Hydrozoa, Anthoathecata, Hydridae. The record is from RefSeq and is a predicted model, not a curated record. Gene Ontology annotation, biological process: response to lipid; gluconeogenesis; propionate catabolic process.